Populus trichocarpa (black cottonwood) is the source of this 1666-nucleotide messenger RNA. RefSeq names its product acid phosphatase 1. NCBI's taxonomy places the organism in Eukaryota, Viridiplantae, Streptophyta, Magnoliopsida, Malpighiales, Salicaceae. Bases 726 to 1496 code for a protein of 256 amino acids. The record is from RefSeq and is a predicted model, not a curated record. Gene Ontology annotation, molecular function: acid phosphatase activity. The transcript has 3 exons.
GUGCUGCCGGAUGUUUCUGCUUUUACCAGCAAUUUCAUCACCAAUUAUUUGACAACGGGAUCAUCGAAAUUGUUUGUGGCUGAGAAGUUGCUUGUUGUUUCCAUCGGGUUAGAAAACCCUACAAGUGCUGGUGCUGUUGCUGUAUUAGAAACCUCCCCGUUUUGAUGAAAUCAGAUUUUGCCUAUCGCCCACUGUCUGUUUUGAAGAACAUGUUUUUGACGAGCACUGUCACGAUACGUGCGAGCAGGUAUGCCCUGCAUUUGCUUGAAAGAAUCAUGUACUCUCUCAACGUGCUAUUGUUUAAGAAGAAAAUCAAUAUCAAUCAACAGUUGACGACGCUCCCAGGCAUCUUCUUGAUGAUUAAUGGUGAUCAUCUUAUCAAUGAUCAACCGUUGCAAUGCACUUAUGGUCAAACACUUUUUUUUCUUUUUAUAGAAAAUAAAGUUGUGAAUGAUACUCUCUGAUUGAUUUGGUGUUUUGCAACUGGAUCGUGCUGUCGCGUGGAAUUGUCAGACCUUACGGCAUUAAAACCUUGUUUUUCUAUCAAUCAAUUUUCUUUAAUUUAGGGUGCUUGCCACCUCGGCCAGCAUGUGAAGCUGGGAUCGAGUUAGUGGCCUGCGACAACUUCCCAAAAAUCAUGUGACCAAGUCACUGUUUCUUGAUCCAUCUCCCUGUAAAUAUGUUACCUACUCGUAACAUUACGCUCGAGUCCUCUUGUGAAGAAAAUGAUGGGGAGGCUUCUCGGCUUCUUGUUGUGUUUCUCGAGUUUCUUCAUCAGUGCAACGCUUGCAGACUGGAAUAUCCUGAAUCAAAGAACAAAGAGUGGGCUAAAGAUUAGCCUGAAAAGUUAUUGUGAAAGCUGGAGAAUAAAUGUUGAGCUGCAUAACAUCCAAGACUUCACAGUUGUGCCGGAAGAAUGCGUGUCCUACAUUGGCAAAUAUGUUGCAUCAAGCCAGUACCAUGUAGACUCCGAGAGGACAAUUGAAGAAUGCAGAUUAUAUCUCAGCACCAGCUGCCCUUUGAAGAAAGAUGGCAGAGACGCUUGGCUGUUUGAUAUUGAUGAUACCCUGUUAUCUACUGUGCCUUACUUCAAGAAACAUCAUUUUGGGGGAGAAAAACUGAACUUGACAUCGUUAGAGGGAUGGAUGAGUAACGGUAAAGCACCAGCCUUGGAGCACUCACUCAAGUUCUUUGACGAAUUGAAAUCCACGGGAGUUCAGAUUUUUCUGGUUUCUUCAAGAAGAGAACAUCUUAGAUCAGCCACAAUCGACAACCUUGUUGAUGUUGGUUAUCAUGGAUGGACUCGUCUUAUAUUAAGGGGCCCAGAUGAUGAAUUGAAUGAGGUGCAACAAUACAAGGCCAACGUGAGAAAACAAUUGAUCAGCAAUGGGUUCCGCAUCUGGGGAAUAGUUGGAGACCAGUACAGCAGCUUUGAGGGACUCCCAAGUGCGCGAAGGUCAUUCAAACUUCCAAAUCCGUUGUACUACGUUUCUUGAUGCAUCACCUAGGCCACUACCUUAUUUUCUUUCAAUGUCCAUUGUGUUUUUGUGGCUCGAAGAAAUCUGUAUUGAAGCUUGCUUGUUUAUUGGUAAACCCUGUUCUUCGGUAUUCAAAUGAUUCUCAGUAAUAAGGUUGUCUCAAGACCAAGCUAAUUUUGAAACUAUCA